Musa acuminata AAA Group (dessert banana) is the source of this 5002-nucleotide messenger RNA. RefSeq names its product actin-depolymerizing factor 1-like. The record is from RefSeq and is a predicted model, not a curated record. Gene Ontology annotation, biological process: actin filament depolymerization. Lineage: Eukaryota; Viridiplantae; Streptophyta; Magnoliopsida; Zingiberales; Musaceae. Gene Ontology annotation, cellular component: actin cytoskeleton; cytoplasm. Gene Ontology annotation, molecular function: actin filament binding. Bases 4241 to 4936 code for a protein of 231 amino acids. The transcript is spliced from 6 exons.
ACCAGGUCCUGCGCGGGGGCGACGUCUUGGGGACGACAAUAUAAAUCAAGUCUGCGAGGGCGCGGCGUCGGCCAAAAGUUUUCCUGCAAUCUUUUCCCUCGAAUCAAAUCCGAAAGAAAGAAGAAGAAAGGACAAAGAGAUAUCGCCCUACCGACCUCUUGAGGCGAUCAGCGCAGAGAAGCACUCCAAGCGCAGUACCGUUUCUUCGCCACAAGGCUGGUAUGGCGAAUACUAAUGCAAACUCACAGCUGGGGGAACCCACACAACAGAGUGAAGAUUCUGUUUCUGGUGUGCUGGUUCACAGCCUUUCACGAAGGCUGGAAGUCCUUGAACACUCUGUGCAUUAUUUAGUAGACAAUAUGAUGACAAGACUAUCAGUUAUGGAGGCAAGGGUGGCGGCACUGAUGAGGAGGAUGGAUGGAUAUAAUGACUUGAACAGGAGUUGGUCACAACAGGUGUCACUGGAGUUUCCAGCUGUGUCUCCUGAUGCACCUGUUCUACCUUCACCGCCUCUACCAUCGAGGCAUAAAAAGAAGCAAGGAACCUUGACUUCAAGGAGAGUGAUACGUCGGUACCAAAGGCUUGUCAAGUCCAGUUGGGAUAACAAAUCUUUCAUAAAGCAUGUUAUCAAAAAGAUAAAGAAGAAAAGGCGACAAAGGAGUUGAAGGAUGCCUAAUGAGUAUUCUGCAAGCUAUAUAUUAUAUAGACAACAAUAUUUUUGCUUUAAUAGAAUGCAUUUGAGUUCAACCUUUGUUUGGGAUGCAUUUGAUGUCCGGAUUUUUCAUAAUGAACCCUUAUAUAUUAUUUGAUGUGUUCGUUUAGUAAGAAGUUGGCGAUAUCACACUUAGUACAUAGUAGCUUAUGGUUUCUUUUUGCCUUUUUUUCAUUUUCUGGUGAGACAUUUGCUUUUUAUCAAGACUAGCUCAUUCUGUUAUUUUCAUUCUUCUCCUUUCAGUUAGCAUACUUCUGACAGUGAUGCCCUAUGCUUGGAUAAAGAUACUUGCAGCUUUGUUUGAGCAGAUUUGUUUGUAGUCUAUGAUUUAUUUUUUUUAUCACUGUUGCCAUUGUCAUGAUUUGCCAACAAAGAGAAUCCUCAAUCAAAUAAGCUGACUUCUUUGAAGUAAGUAGUUGCUCGUUUUGUAUCUAGUUUGAUACUAUACUUAUAUCUAGUUUGAUACUAUACUUAAAUCAUAGAGAAAGGGAAUACUUCUUAUUUGCAUGGAAAGAGCAUUUUAGAGCUUGAAGGAUGAUGUUGUUUGGUACAUGGAAUUCUAUUUAUGGACUUUUAUAACUUAUAAGAGAGUUGCGAAACUACUAUAAUCUUGGACAGAAACACUGUUUUGAGCUUUAUUAAACAUUAUGCUGUUUGAGGUUAAUAGACUACAGUUUAUAGUAGUUAAUAGCCAAACAUUUAUAGCGGUUGAGGUAAAGUUUUGCUACAGUAGGAUCAAUAGACAAUUACUGAUUGAUUAUGAUGUAUUUUAGAGCCAAUGGGGAGUGGAUUGUGGUAAACCUUAAUGAAAGUUCUGGCAAGAUUAUACUUGCGCACUGCCUUAAUUUUCUAAUGACCAAGCACAUCCCUUUGUUGUUCAGGUAACAUAAUUUAGCUGUUGCAAUUGCAUGAGAUUUAUAGUUCUAGACAUUACUACAUAAGUUAAUAUAGCUUUUUGGCUCUCUUUCUCAGAGAUGAAGGAACAAAUAGUAGGAAAAAGACACCAGCACCUUCUGUAACAUUAAGGAUUUUUGGCAACAAGUAGUUGAAGAAAGAAUAAAGAAGAUAAAAGAAAUAAAGUUGUGGUGCAAACAGUGAAAAGUACAUAAAAGGCACCUUCCGCAACAUAUUGAGUUAUUGGAAAUAAGCAUAACAAAAGAUUAAAGGAAUGAAGUUGCAGUGCAAACAGUGAAAAGCACAUGAAAGGUGGCUAACUAUUAUCAUUUGUAGAUCCAAGUGUAAUUAUUAGUUUAUCUUGUGGCCUCUUUUUUUUGUUUUAACUGAGGGGAGAUUUGGCCAAAGAGAGGUGAAUGGAGUAAGUAUUGAAUAUAAUUAUAUAAAAUUUAAAAUAGUAACUAGGAGAUUUAACUUAAAAAACAUAGAAGUUUGGUUGGGUAAUUGGUACCACCACUGUGUGCUGUUCUUGGAAUUAUUAGUGCACUGCUGUAACUUUACUCUGGUUGUCAUUAAAAUUAGCAUGACAAUAUUCUAAGACAUCCAUGCUAUUUCAAAAUACAUGAUUGACAAUAUCUUUCUGAAAAUUUCUGCAUUGUGCUUUUACUAGUCUUGCAGCAAGUUCUUUAAGUGAGAACGUAGAGUCCCUUAUUUAUAGGAUUUUAACAAUUUUUUAUGCCGCAAUUCUUUGGUCUUAUUAAGCAUAAUCAGCAAAACCUUUUAAUUAUGAACAUUAUGAGCAAUGUCCAACCUGAGUUAGAAGAUAGUUCUCGCUCUCAUGUACUUCUAGAUGCACACAAAAUGAUGCAUUUAGCAAUUCAUUAACAGAUAUCAAUUGCUAUCCUAUAAUAGGUGGACUGUGACCUAGAGGAGAAAUUACUACCAGCAGUGCUUACAGGUUUCUUAAGGGUCACCCUUCUAAAGAGGAGGGUAAAUGGCUUAGUUGGAAGGCGGUAUGCCAUCUUCUGGUUCCUCCCCAAGUGAAACUGUCUCUGGAAAAUAUGUUGGAAAAGGUUGCUUCCUUCUAGUUGACUUGCACACACAUAUUGCAUGGACGGGUCAACUACUGCCGUUGUUGUCACUUACCAUCGGAACAGAUAUGAACUGCUAACUGUUAUUGGCAGUGGCAGCCUGGCAGAAGCCAUGUUUAAUUAGACUGCUCCACUUUCUCAUAUGAACUAAAAUGAGGAUAAUUUGUCUGUGACAGGUUUUGUUCAACUGUAUAUCCAGUGGCAAAUCUAUGUUUCUUUUUAAACUAUUAUUCAUACUUGAGUAUGUAUUUUUUCAUCUGAAUCUUUGUGUGUUGUAUGACCAGAUUUGUUUCAAGCUGCAGCAGUGGUAUAUAAAAUUUCCAAACUCGUUAUAGAUGAUGAAAUGGGUAGCACAUUUAUAUCCAGUUGGCUGAAUUCUGCUUUUCCUCCUUUCAGGUGCCCAUGAAGCUGUACUUUGUAAAAUUUGUUGUUCCAUGUUAUGGUUAGUAGGAUCCUUAAAAACAGUAUGUGAACUGUUGUGUUCCUCUUUCGUGCUCCGAAUGCAUUCUCCUAUAUUCUUAGUUUGCUUUGAUUGUUGGUCAUUUUGCUCACAAAAGCUUCUGGAUUUAGUGUUUCUUUAUUUUACCUGAAUUUUAAAUCUCAGAUCCAUAUCCUUCACUGGUGUUGGAUUGCUUUGAUGUUACAGUUAGUUUGGAAGAGACUCGAGAUCCUUCAGUAGUGCAUUUGUAGUUAGAAAUGAGAAUUAUUUUGGCCAAUCCUGAGGUCUUUAUGAUGUAAUAUGCUUCAAGUUCAUCUUGUAGUUUCUUUUGCAGGAUAUAUAGCAUGAGCAUCAGUCCUACCCAUUUGAUUGGAAAUGAAAGGAUAGAUUGGGAAUCUAAAUGCACACAGCAUAAAAUCCAAGUGAGCAAUUGCAGCAUUUAAUGAUUCGAGUGGUUUAAAAGAUCAUUAGGAAUUGCUUAUUAUUGCAUUGGGUAAAUAUCAUCAUACCAUGGAGACUUCAGUGAAAUGUAUGUUUUUAUUAGAACAUCAAAAUGUAAUUCACACAUUCUGCUUCUCUUUUCCUGGUAAUAUAUCUUUUCAUGUUUUUCUUGGUCUAUUACUGGCUCAAAAAAAUUUUUUUUUUAAUGACUUUCUGCAUGAUUGAACAAAUCAAAAAGAAAAGAAAUAACAAAGUCUAAUAGACUAAACAAUUGUAUGGAUCAUGUUAUGAAUUUUUUAUAUCUAAAAUAUUUAUCAAUUCAGCAUUAUGAGUUUGAUUGUGACUUGGUAAAGAUUUUAAUAAAUUAUUAUUAGAUUCUACAAUUAUAAUUAACCUUCAACACAUACUCUUAAAAAAAUAAAAAAAAAUAAUAUAACUAACAGAUCAAGAAACCAAAAAAAAAAAAGAGACAUUGGAUAGAAAAUAAUCGAAAAAUGUAAGAAAUAGUAGGAGAAAAAAACAAAGUCAGAAGGCCUACAAAAGUCCAGAUUUCAAGACUAUUAUAAUCGAAAAAUACCCAAAUUUCAAUCCCAAAUUAAACACAAAUAGAAAAUAAGAAGACCAAAACAAAAAAAACGAAAAAAGCCUCACAUCGACCCCAAAAUGGGAGUGUUGUUUUGGAUCCCAACAUCCGCACGAUGGAUUACCGAGUCAAACGCCGAGAGCCGGAACAUGACGUGGCGCGAUGCACAUGCUUUGAGGACGUCCCCUCGAGCCGCUGCUCCCGCCAUUUCCUCCACCAUCGUAUUCUCCCCUCCUCCUCCUCCUCCUCCUCCUCCUCACAAGCAUCGCGUCCACCUCCUUCCUCUCCACUCAUCGUUUCUUUUCCCAGCUUCCUCAACCUUCGUUGCCCAUCUCGCCCCUCGUUGGAGAGAAACCAUGGCGAACGCGGCGUCGGGAAUGGCGGUGAGCGACGAGUGCAAGCUCAAGUUCUUGGAGCUGAAGGCCAAGAGGAACUUUCGGUUCAUCGUCUUCAAGAUCGACGAGAGGAUACAGCAGGUGAUGGUAGAUAAGCUCGGCCAGCCCGACGAGAGCUACGACGACUUCACCGCGUCCCUGCCGGCCGACGAAUGCCGCUACGCCGUCUUCGACUUCGACUUCGUCACCGAUGAGAAUUGCCAGAAGAGCAAGAUCUUCUUCAUCGCUUGGUCACCCGAUGCCGCAAGGGUGAGGAGCAAGAUGCUGUAUGCAAGCUCCAAGGACAGGUUCAAGAGGGAGCUCGAUGGGAUCCAGGUGGAGCUGCAAGCAACAGACCCCAGUGAGAUGAGCAUCGACAUUGUCAAAGGCCGAGCUCUAUGAGAACCUUUUGCGUGCAUGCGUGCGUGCCCUUCGCUCCACCUCGGACCUUCCGUGAGGUGAAGAACC